CUCUCUCCCUCUGUAUGCUGCAACUCGUGUCAUUCUAGAUGGGCUGCAGAGAAUAGUCACCGGGAGAGAGAGAAAGAGAAAAAAACCAGAUUGUUUAGAUUGUGGCUUUCAGCGUGAACAUCAGAUGAGCAGGCAACCAAUGAAACUGGAAAGGCUAGGUGGCAUCCAUUCCCUCCCAGCCAAUUGCAACCAUUUAAACGACGUACCAAAAAACGGCCAGCGACUUAGGUAAGCAAGCUCAGUGAAAGCCCAUUGUCUUCAUCUGGUCCCUCCGGACGUGCCCAGCUCGAUGAAUUGUUGACUGGAAAUUGUGUGACACCGAAGGCGAUCGACAUUGUGAAAAUAUGACUGCCACCGAAAGGAAUUCUGUCCAAACUAGGCAACGAAACGUCGAUGAAAUGGCCGAAGGAACGCUAAUGGAUGAUGUUCUUGAUGAAUCUUACAAGGAGAGACGGGAUCCGAGUUAUCCAAAGCAGAUAGUGUGGAGAAACGUAGUUCUGAUGACGUUGCUUCACGUCGGAGCUGUUUAUGGGCUGAUCACCAUCACCGCCGCCUCUGCUUUAACCUUGCUAUGGUCAAGUGUGUGUUUCAUGAUAAGUGCUCUGGGGAUAACAGCAGGAGUUCAUCGACUCUGGAGCCACAGGUCCUACAAAGCUAAACUGCCACUAAGAAUCUUCCUAGCCAUUGCAAACUCCAUGGCUUUUCAGAAUGAUAUCUAUGAGUGGGCUAGAGACCACCGCGCCCAUCAUAAGUUUUCCGAGACCAAUGCAGACCCACAUAAUGCUGCAAGAGGGUUCUUCUUUGCUCACAUUGGAUGGCUGCUGGUUCGUAAGCACCCAGACGUGAUUGAGAAAGGAAGCAAGCUGGACCUCAGUGACCUCAAGGCAGAUGCAGUUGUCAUGUUCCAGAGAAGGUACUAUAAGCUGUCUGUAGUGGUGAUGUGCUUCCUCGUCCCCACCUUGGUGCCCUGGUGCUUCUGGGGGGAGAGUUUGUGGGUGGCUUACUUUAUCCCGUGCCUGCUGAGAUACACUCUGGUCCUUAAUGCCACCUGGCUGGUCAACAGUGCUGCCCACAUGUGGGGUAUGAGGCCCUACGACAGCAACAUUAACCCCAGAGAGAACAAAUUUGUUGCCUUCAGUGCUGUAGGAGAAGGCUUCCACAACUACCACCACACAUUUCCUCAUGACUACGCUGCCAGUGAAUAUGGCAGUCGGCUGAAUAUCACAAAAUCAUUUAUUGAUCUUAUGUGCCACUUUGGCCUGGCUACGGACUGCAAGAAGGUGGCUCAUGACACAGUCUUGGCCCGGAUACAGCGCACUGGUGAUGGCAGUCACAAAAGUGGCUAAGUUACUUAUGCUACUUCAGAAGCCAGAACAUGUGAUGAGAAAGCCUUUUUUUAAUUUGCAGUGAGUGUGCAAUGAAGGUCCUAGUGAUGUCUCCACUCUUACAAUGAAUUAGGGAUUCCUAUCUAGUUUGCAGGCUAAUACCGGCUUUAGGACCACUGUUUAAGUUUUUGAAAUCCAUUAUCAAACUGUAGUCCUUUUAGUUCCGGCACAGAGUUUGAUUAGGGUAACAUACCUAGCUCUCGCACUGCCUCUGAAGCAGGAGUUGUAACAGUAUUGCCUAAACAGUUCUGUGCCAUGUCAGGGCACUCUCUCUCUCGGAAGACCUAAGAAGUGCCGCUAUCUGUUUAAAUGAUAACAUCCAGCUUUAAUUUAAGAAAAUCAUUCCUAUAAACUAUGCAAGUUGUGUAUGCAAUUCCAGCUUAUAUAACAUCACAUGUUUGUGCUAUUAAUCUCUUGAUAUUUCUGGUUUACAUUUAAAUACAUUAGGUUACAUUUUUAGAUGAUACGAUUUGAUGUGAAACUAAACUGAAAAUAUUUGAUGCUUUAAAGCUGCUUUUUAGUUCUAAGAGGUAAGAGAUUUUUUUUGUUCUCACUGAGUUUGAACUCAGUGUAAUUGAAUGGUGAAAGCUAAUUCCAUAGUCUAUGUUAAUAUAGACAACUAGUACAGAGACCCCCAACUAGUAUAAAAAUGCUGGGUAAACUUGGUUUUUAAAAUGUGUUCUAGGCGAUGAGAAACUUACUGUGACACUUUUAACUCAAAACUACCCCCCCCUGGAAAAGACAUCUUGUUUAUUGGUGCCCCUGAAUUUAGUAUUUUGCACAUUCUGUUAGAUUCCUUUGGGCCUUCAUCUGUAUCAUGAAAACGUGAUCUGAGACCAUUCUGCCAUCCACAAUAUCUUAAGAGCUCUUAGCCCUCACAUUUUCUUCAGCUCUGCCAACAAGUUUCACAGGGACUUUACAUCACCUUAUUUUAGCAUCCCAUCAGAGACAUGAUAUCCUAGAAGUCUGUCAUGUUGUGUGUAACCUAACAAGGUUCCUAUGUGCUUUGGAGGCAAAACAGCCCUGCAGUAUCACCUAUAGAGGACUAUAUUUAAGAGCCAGUUAAUAAAAAAGUUAUUUUUCUGGAUAACUAUUGCUCCUUUUAUGACAAACCUUUAGACAAAAAGGUUCUGAUUAUGUUCCAAAUAUAUUCAGUCAAGGUGUUUUUCUGGGAGUCUUUUUAGGAAGCUUAGUGGCAUAAUGUCUUAUAGUUUUUGAGGCUCAGUAAUCCCAAAAUUCACCCCAAUUUAUUUAUUUAUUUAUUUAUUAGCUUUUUUUUCUUUUACAGUACAAAUGAAAUUCAGGAUAAAAUGUGUUUUUCUCAUUUCGGAUUUCAGAUGAGCUGAGAAAUCUUCUGGCUUUAGUGCCGGUAAUCGCAUAAACUACUUUUAUAAACAGGAAUGAACUAUAAAAGACUAUUUAAACCCUAUUCAACAAGUAAAAGUGUAUGUCUAUUAUUGUAACAGUGGUGACAGACAUAUCUCCUAGUUUUGCUGUAAGACCUGUACCAACUCUUUUUUAGGUCAGUAGAAAAUGAUUAUUUCAUUAUUCACAUAUCCUGCAUGCUCAGUUACUUGUAGAACAAGGGUGUCUAGUCUUAUCUACAAAGGGCCAGUGAGGUUGCAUGUGUUCAUUCCAACAAAGCAGGAGCGCACAUGUUUUAAGACUAAGACCAACUGAUUCAACACAUGGACUCGGGUGAGCAACUGCUUGUUUGGAAUGAAAACCUGCAGCCACACCAGCCCUUUGCUGUUAAGAUCAGAUUCCACUGUUACAGCAUACAGUUCCUAAGCCUUUCUACAGGUGACCAUGUUAAAAUGCACUUCUUAAGGUGCAAGUGCUUGAUAAAUAAUGUGUAUUGUUUGCUGUAGACCAAAUUUUAGAUGCAUUUUGUAUUGGUACCAGGCUUUAUUAUUAGCUGAGCUUUACUGUUGGUAUCUGUCUAACUUAUGAAUGACUAUAAUGAAGCUGCAGCUGGUCUUUAUUAGUCUACAGAAAAUAUUAAAAAGUUGAGAGCUCUUUAUUAAGGCUACAUAUACAAUGCUUUCUCGCAUUAAUUACUGAUAAUUUUACUGAACACAAAUGUAUAAUUGAAAUUUGUUACUAUUUCUCAGUAUUUUACACUGAUGAUGUGUUCUGAGAGGCUUAAAACAGGCAGAUUUUCAAGGAAUGUUCACUUUGUGUACCAAUGAAUGAAGCAAAUUUUCUGUAGAAAGAAGAAUUUUGCGAGUUGUGCUGUGAGUUUAUGAUCAUUAUUAAUAGUGCUGUUUUCUUAAUUGAAUAAAAAUUGAAGAAAGCUUUA
This is a messenger RNA of Pygocentrus nattereri (red-bellied piranha), 3687 nucleotides long. RefSeq names its product stearoyl-CoA desaturase b (gene scdb). The record is from RefSeq and is a predicted model, not a curated record. The coding region runs from base 345 to 1346 and encodes 333 amino acids. Gene Ontology annotation, cellular component: endoplasmic reticulum membrane. Gene Ontology annotation, molecular function: iron ion binding; stearoyl-CoA 9-desaturase activity; palmitoyl-CoA 9-desaturase activity. Gene Ontology annotation, biological process: response to fatty acid; unsaturated fatty acid biosynthetic process. The transcript has 6 exons. Lineage: Eukaryota; Metazoa; Chordata; Actinopteri; Characiformes; Serrasalmidae.